ACGCUAGGAUUUUGCGUCGGCCCACGUGUAUUAUUACACUGCAGGGCUCAUGGAGGAGAGGAAUAUAGCGCUUGUGUGGGCCUGAGACGCGCGGCGCCGGAGUCAAGAGUCGCCGAUCUCUGAAACGACCGGCGCGGGGAUUGGGGACAUGGCGAGCGGAAGCGGGAGAGGGAUACUGGAGAGCUUUAUGCGGGAUAUCUCCCUCAAAUCCCUCUUCAGCGGCGGCAGCGGGCGGAGGAAGGUCGCGGAGGACGACCCCGCCCCCAUUCCCCAGCUCUCCCCCAUCGCAAACUCCGUCGUCUCUCGCUGCUCCAGGAUUCUUCUCCUCUCAACAGAGAAGUUGCAGCAGUGUUUUGAGACUGAGUUGCCUGCUGAGGUCAAGCAACCCACCGUGUAUGCAAGACAUUUAUUAGAGUACUGCUGUUAUAAAGCUCUUCAAGUGUUGACUGAUCGUCCAGAAUAUUUGGCUGAUAAAGAUUUUCAUCGCUUAACAUAUGACAUGAUGCUUGCUUGGGAAGCCCCUGGUGAAGGAAAUAAAUCUUUAUCAAAAGGAACCACUUCUUGUAACCAUUUAGAAGUUGAGGAUGAGGAUGGGGCAUCGCUCUUUUAUACAAAUUCUACAUGCAUAGCUGUUCAGGUCGAUGACAAGAAAACUGUUGGACUAGAAGCUUUUGCCCGAAUAGCUUCUGCUUGUCCUGCAAUAGCUGAUUUGAUCACUGUUCACAACCUCUGUGAUGCACUUACAAUCUCAUCAAGUGGUCAGCUCCAUUUUCUCAUCUAUGACAAGUACCUCAAAAGCCUAGACAAGGUGCUCAAAUCUGCAAAAUGCAUAAUAUGGUCGCCACUUGCUUCAAGCCUUCACCUUUCUGAUGGAGAAAUGAUCUUAGAUGUUGAUGGUGUUAUGCCCACUCAAUCUGUUCUGCAACACGUAGGAAUAUCUGCAUGGCCAGGACGGUUGACCAUUACCACCCAUGCUCUUUACUUUGAGUCCUUAGGAGUGGGUUCGUAUGACAAAGCUCUCAGAUAUGAUUUAGCAGCAGAUUUAAAGCAGGUUGUAAAGCGUGAAUUGACUGGACCAUUGGGUGCUCGCCUCUUUGAUAAGGCUGUGAUGUAUAAGUCAACCUCUCUAGCAGAGCCUGUUUAUUUUGAGUUUCCUGAAUUUAAAGGUCAUUCACGCAGAGAUUACUGGUUGGCAAUAAUUCAAGAAGUCUUACAGGUGCAUAGAUUCAUCAGAAAGUUCAAUCUUGAAGAAAUUCAACAGGGAGAAGUUCUUUCAAUGGCCGCUCUAGGCAUCUUCAGAUACCGUGCUGUGAAAGAAGGUUUCCAUAUUACUCCCCAUCACUUUAAGAUGACACUUGCUUUUAACUUAGCUGAAAAAUUACCAAAAGGUGACAUUAUCUUGGAUGCUCUAUAUAAUCACCUGGAACUGCUGCAUACUGGAUGCCAGAGCCAUUUUGCUAGUGAUUCUUCAUCUGAUAAAAAGUUGCGGGCUCUUCCUUUACCAUCUUCAUCAUAUACACUUUCUAAAAUGGGGUUACUGAAAAGGAAUUAUAUGAUUAACGAAAGAGAUUUCCUUGUUGCCGAUGUCUGCAUUGGUGCAACAAGUCCUUUAGAGAUGGCUGUAAAAGAGUCGUUUUGUUACUCUGAAAGAGCUGAGGCAGCAUGUGCAACAGUGGAUCAGGUGAAAGUGGAAGGGAUUGAUAGAAACAUAGCUGUGAUGCAGGAACUACUUUACCCAGUUGUCGAAUCUGGCAAAUGGCUUCACUUUCUAGCCACAUGGGAAGAUCCUUUUAGAUCAACAUUCUUCUUGGUUUUGAUUCUUUAUCUUGCUUACAGGGAUUGGGUCAGGUACAUAUUGCCUUGCAUUUUCUUAUCUCUCGCCGUUCUUAUGCUUUGGCACAAAUACUGCAGCAAAAGGAAACCACUGGGGGCUUUUCAGAUCAAAUCUCCCCCUACUAAGAAUGCAGUUGAGCAACUUUUGACUUUGCAAGAUGCAAUUGCCAAAGUUGAAAUUCUUAUGCAGGCAGGAAAUAUUAUUCUUCUCAAGUUAAGAUCUCUCUUGUUUGCAGCAAUCCCGAAGGCCACUGACAAGGUUGCAUUCGCAUUGAUCAUGGUAGCAGCAUUGAUUGCCAUUGUUUCUUUUAAGCAUCUGAUAAUAUUGGUGGUCCUUGAGGCAUACUCAAGGGAGAUGCCAUUGAGGAAAAAGAGCAGUGACAAGUUGAUGAGGAGACUAAAGGAGUGAUGGGCACGCAUACCAGCAGCCCCUGUUCAGCUCAUCAGAUCAGAAGAUAACAAGAAAAGGAAAUGAAAGAUGAUCUUUUUUGUGAAAUCUGCCAUCAUAUUUUUCCUCAAUUUCUGAGCUUAUCAUCGAGUAAUCUUUUCUUCCAUUUUUCCAUUUGUGUUGUAUUUUUGUACAUAGAUGUUUGCUGGAAGGAAAUGUGGGAUGCUGGCAUAAUAGUAUAUAAUUUUGAGGUGUUCCUGCCAUGUCAUACGGACGACAAUAGUCUCUAAAGUUACAGGUGAGGGAAUUUUUUGAAUAUAGCUUUGUCUGAGAGGGUCCAGUAUUGUUCCAUUUCACUCGUGUAAUUUUUUUUCCAUCACCCCUUCGAGCCUUCACAUAAAUCAGGCUGACUUGCCUAGCAAACAAUAUGUAUAGGGGCUGUUGUUUUUUAUAUUUCAACAAUAACAGUUCUGCUGAAAUCAAAAAUCAAGUUGGAAGCAAUUAGCUGGUUUAAUAGGAA
Molecule: messenger RNA, 2741 nt
Organism: Phoenix dactylifera (date palm)
Lineage: Eukaryota; Viridiplantae; Streptophyta; Magnoliopsida; Arecales; Arecaceae
Source: RefSeq, a predicted model, not a curated record